AUGCAGCUGCGACAGCUCAAAACAAAAUUUCAUGAUAUACAAACGUACUAUUUAUCACGAUCUUUACUAUUCCAUGGACACCUUCAGCAGCCGAUCACGGUGUUCACAUACGGCAAAACGACCACAUCGCUCAAUUCCGGAGUCUUGGCAUCGAAGUUAUUGGCUGCCUUGUCAACCGCGGUCAUGAGGGAAGGUGAAAAUGCCCAUUUGAGCAAGAACGACGUGGAAAAGCUUACAGCCCUAUUCACCAAGGAUACCAAGACCAAGGACGUUUUUCUACGUAUACUCAGCUUGUUCGAAACUGAUGCCUCCAUUCCUAUCAUCGGAAACUCAGUGCUGAAUUCUUUUGCCGAGGAGUUGGCCAACUCGUUGUCGCCGUAUAUCUCUACUGCAAACAAAAAAUAUGUCAUCCCUUCCCUAACCGACCAUCUAAAAUCCUACCAAUCGUCACACUUCAAAUCUCUAAGCACAGUAUAA
Messenger RNA from Zychaea mexicana, 477 nucleotides. RefSeq lists its product as uncharacterized. Bases 1 to 477 code for a protein of 158 amino acids. The record is from RefSeq and is a predicted model, not a curated record. The transcript has a single exon. Lineage: Eukaryota; Fungi; Mucoromycota; Mucoromycetes; Mucorales; Lichtheimiaceae.